CCCCAUUUGCAGUCACACUAUAUUUGCAAAGCUAGAAAAAUAACAAAAAAUAACAACAAAGACCAAAUAAAUGUUAGAUUAGACGCAAAUUAAUUGUUAUUAGGUGUUUGUUUGACCUUGAGAACAGCAAAAAGCACCUGAAAUUCGCAACACUGAUCCCUGAGAGGGUGUGCAAAAGUCCGCCUGGCCGGAUCGAUUCCGCACUUUGCACUGCGCAGUCACAAUUUGGCGAAUUGCACAAAGAACGUCAUUAUUUGUAAAUCGAAUUAAGCGAACGUUUGCGUUGUCCAAAAAACAGAUAAUUCCCCCUGCAGAAUGGAUCAUCGCGUUUUCCUGUCGCUGAUCUUUGUGCUCAGCGGCACCUUCAAUGUCCUGGUGGUGAAGUGGGCCAAUCAGCAGCAGGUGCUUGGCAGCGAUGGCCAGCUACACGGCUUCCAGCAUCCGGUGGUCUUUACCCUGCUCAUGUUCCUGGGCGAGUUUCUGUGCUUUCUGGCCUUCAAGCUAAUCCGCCUGAUCUCCAGCCGCCGGGGGCCGGGCACCGAGCUGGACAGCAUUCUGGGCCAGGGCAGCAACGAGUUUAGCCCCCUGAGUAUGCUUUUGCCCACAGUGUUGGACGUUAUUGCCUCCAUUCUUUUGUUUACCGGCCUGUACUUGACUUAUGCGACCAGCUUCCAGAUGAUAAGAGGCGCUGCUCUCAUCUUCGUCGGCAUUUUCAGCACCAUGUUCCUGAACCAUACGCUUAGCUCGCGCCACUGGCUAGCCAUCUUCACCAUCACGUGCGGCCUUCUGGACAUCGUCUCCCUGGACGUUCAGCGCGUUGAUUACGACCGUGUUACCCUACCGCAUACGGACCACAAAUCUAUCCUGACCGGGGACAUGCUUAUCAUCAUUGCCGAGAUCCUGCACGGCCUGCAGUACGUCUACGAGGAGAAACAGCUGAAGACGUCGAAUGUGGCUCCGCUACAAGCCGCCGGCUGGCAGGGCAUCUUUGGUCUGAUCAUCACCUCGCUGCUGGCUGUCUGCCUGCACUUUGUGCCCACCAUGAAUCCCUUCAACGAGAGCUCGCGCGCCGUCUUUGAUGACUGGAGCGACCUGUUGACUGGUCUGCAAGGCAAUCCAGCUUUGAUCUUAGCCCUCAUUGGAUUCACCGUCUCGUGUGCCCUGUACAACUUCGUUGGCCUCUUUAUUGCCAUGUACUCCUCCAGUGCCAACCGGCUGCUGGCCGACGGUCUGCGCGUCUACUUCAUCUGGGUGUUUGUCGUCGUGAUGGAGUGGGAGUACAUCAAUAUAAUCACCAUCAUGGGCUUUAUGAUUCUACAAAUGGGCAUCAUCUUGUACCGUCAGGCCCUGUUCCUCGACUGGUAUCGCGCUGCAGUGGCUCGUUGGCAACGCGCUCGCUACGUGGACUUGGGUGCCGACGGCAACACGGCAUCUCCCAAUAGCCGGCCAGCAGAUGUAAUCUGAGGCAGCAGCAUAGAAGGACUGACAACCGUACGCGGUGGAUUGUGAUAUGAGAGAUGGGCUGGCAGAUCAACCCUGGGCUGAUUCAUAAAGAAUACUUAUCGAUUGUAAACGUUUAAAUUUGUAGAAUCAUUAAGGAAAUACACACAAAGCAUACAUACAUAUGUUUACCCAAAA
Messenger RNA from Drosophila kikkawai, 1638 nucleotides. It is a transcript of the gene Tango9, whose product is annotated as transport and golgi organization 9. Gene Ontology annotation, molecular function: pyrimidine nucleotide-sugar transmembrane transporter activity. Gene Ontology annotation, cellular component: intracellular membrane-bounded organelle; Golgi membrane. The record is from RefSeq and is a predicted model, not a curated record. NCBI's taxonomy places the organism in Eukaryota, Metazoa, Arthropoda, Insecta, Diptera, Drosophilidae. Gene Ontology annotation, biological process: pyrimidine nucleotide-sugar transmembrane transport.